UGGGGUUUGUCAGCAAACUAAAUUUUUUCGACUUUCUUUCAAAUUAUUCUUUCACAUAAUAACUUCUUUAUGAUGGCUCAUGAUUGAUUCGUAGUGUUCGUUGUCGGCUGUUUCUAUUUUUUAUUGCCGGUAAUGUCAUUUUACAUUGAGAUGCUUUCGCGGACCAUUCAUGGGAUACUGAAAGUCGGUCCAUCUGCGGUGUCAGCUACACGAUUGGGUUCUUCUUUCAACUUUCGCGAUGCGUUCGACAUCUCAUCACAGCUUACGGAGGAGGAAAGAAUUCUUAUGCAGUCAGCACAUGAAUAUUGCCAGGAAAAAUUACUACCCCGUGUAACUGAAGCCUAUAGGAAAGAAAAGUACGAUCCUACCUUGAUACCUGAAAUGGGUAAAAUGGGGCUGCUGGGUGCUCCUUACCAGGGUUAUGGAUGUGCUGGUACGACAAGUGUUGGUUAUGGGCUCAUUGCUCGUGAAGUUGAAAGAGUUGAUUCUGGGUAUAGAUCAACGAUGAGUGUGCAAACCAGUCUAGUUAUUGGACCUAUUUAUAAUUAUGGUACUGACGAACAGAAAGAAAAGUAUAUUCCUGGAUUGGCCAGCGGUGAAUUAGUCGGUUGCUUUGGGCUGACUGAGCCUAAUCAUGGUUCAAACCCGAAUGGAAUGGAAACAAAAGCAAAAUGGGACGAGAAAACGAAGACUUAUCGACUUUCUGGCUCAAAAACUUGGAUUAGCAACAGCCCCGUAGCUGAUGUGUUGAUAGUAUGGGCGCGAAGCGAUAGGCACAAUAAUGACAUCAAGGGUUUCAUUCUCGAAAAAGGCAUGGACGGACUUACUUGCCCGAAGAUCGAGGGUAAAUUGUCACUACGAACAUCGAUCACCGGUCAGAUUGCUAUGGAUGAGGUACCGGUACCAGAAGCUAACCUGCUCCCCAAGGUGAAAGGUCUUGCUGGUCCAUUUGGUUGUUUAAACAAUGCUCGCAUGGGUAUAGCUUUUGGUACGUUGGGUGCCGCAGAAGAUUGUUUCCAUCGAUCACGCGAAUACGCAAUGGAGCGGAAACAGUUCGACAAGCCCCUUGCACAAAUGCAACUUAUACAGCUCAAAUUUGCCGAUAUGCUCACGGAAAUCACCCUUGGUUUGCAGGCAUGCUUGAGGGUUGCCAGGUUGAAGGAUGAGGGCCUGGUCAGACCCGAGCAGAUCUCGAUGAUCAAGAGAAAUUCAUGUGGUAAAGCGUUGGAUAUAGCGCGGAAGGCUCGAGAUAUCCUAGGUGGAAAUGGUAUUGUCGAUGAAUAUCACAUAAUGCGUCAUAUGAUCAAUCUGGAAACGGUAAAUACUUACGAAGGCACUCACGACAUCCAUGCGCUAAUUCUUGGCAGAGCCAUUACGGGUUUGCAGGCUUUCCAGUAGACUUCAUCAGCUGACAUCUGCGACAAAUCAUGUCUUGCGGUGAUAGUUUCUGGAAUCAAGGACUCGUCUCGUUAAAAUUUGAAUGCCAUUCGUACUUGUGAUUACCUCAAUUUUUGACAAUUUGCAGUAUCAUUUCAGUUUGUUUUAUCUUGUUUUACGCAGAGACUGUCUUAUCAUCACUACCUUCACACCCUACCUGAGAUCCGGUGAUACUUAACAUGAUGC
This is a messenger RNA of Cylicocyclus nassatus, 1623 nucleotides long. The record is from the annotation of a GenBank genome assembly. NCBI's taxonomy places the organism in Eukaryota, Metazoa, Nematoda, Chromadorea, Rhabditida, Strongylidae.